Molecule: messenger RNA, 1053 nt
Organism: Zychaea mexicana
Lineage: Eukaryota; Fungi; Mucoromycota; Mucoromycetes; Mucorales; Lichtheimiaceae
Exons: 3
Coding region: 1-1053 (350 amino acids)
Biological process (GO): lipid biosynthetic process; fatty acid metabolic process
Cellular component (GO): endoplasmic reticulum; membrane
Molecular function (GO): fatty acid 2-hydroxylase activity; heme binding; iron ion binding
Source: RefSeq, a predicted model, not a curated record
AUGGCGACAUUUACUGCGAGUCAAGUACUAGAACAUCAAAACAGCAAGUCCUGCUGGAUAAUAUACAAGGACAAAGUCUACGACAUUACAGAUUUUGUCGUAGAUCAUCCUGGCGGACGCGACAUUGUGCUCGAGUAUGCAGGAACCGACAUUACACACGUGCUUGGCGACGCAUUGUUGCAUACCCAUUCCGAUGCUGCCUAUGAACUUUUGGAAGAAUACUAUCUGGACGACGUUGACAACGACGGCGUGUUCCCUCCUACCGCAACACGAAAGGACGAAAUCAUCAACAGUGACACUAAUAAACGACGACAACAACAACAACAACAACCCAUCCAAACAACAAGAGACCAGGCUUUUCUCGAUCUACACAAGCCGCUCUUCCCGCAACUAUGGCACGCAACGUGGUCCAAAGAAUACUACCUUGAACAAGUGCAUCGACCACGGUUUGUGCCAUGGUACGUCCCUUACUUUAGUCACCCUUGGCUAGACAUGCUGUCGCAUACCCCGUGGUACGUCGUGCCCAUCGUCUGGAUCCCGUUUGUUAGCUACCAAUUGUGGCGAUCGGUCAAUAGCUAUCACGGAUCGCCUAUCGGAGCAUUUGAAGGUUUUGCGGGUGGCGUGUUCUUUUGGACCCUGCUCGAGUAUGGCCUGCACCGUUUCGUUUUCCAUCUGGAUGAUUGGCUGCCAGAUCAUCCCGUGGCGCUUUUGCUCCAUUUCACACUCCAUGGUAUCCACCACCACAUGCCCAUGGAUCGACUUCGCCUUGUCAUGCCUCCAGCACUAGCGGCGCUGAUUGGCUUUCCAGUGAUUCGAGGGAUGCACAUGCUCUUUAACAGCGCCACGGCCCACGCCGUUGUUGCUGGUGCUUACUUUGGCUACAUCUGCUACGACUGCAUACAUUACUAUCUGCACCAUGCUCAGGUAUUGCGUAUUCACUUUAGCGAGAUGAAGCGAUAUCAUCUGGCUCACCAUUACAAAGACUAUGAAGGUGGAUACGGAAUUACUUCCAAAGUGUGGGAUAUCGUUUUUGGUACCACCUUGAAAACCUGA